AAAAGGAGGACUGCUUAUCCCUCCGUACACCUCGAGUGUGUCGCGGGAACUGUUGACUCUCUGAGUGCGUGAGGGAGGAAGCGAAGGUCGACUGAAGCAGAAAUGGAGGAAGCAAAAGGGGUUGUGCAGCACGUGUUGGUCGCCAAGUUCAAAGACGAUGUUUCGCCUCAAAAGAUUGAGGAGCUCAUCAAAGGCUAUGCCAAUCUCGUCAAUCUCAUUCCACCCAUGAAGUCCUUCCAUUGGGGCAAGGACGUGAGUGCUGAGAAUAUGCAUCAAGGGUUUACUCAUGUAUUUGAAUCAACGUUUGAGAGCACAGAGGGGGUUGCAGAGUAUGUAGCUCAUCCUGCCCACGUUGAAUUUGCAAACUUGUUCCUUGCCCACUUGGACAAAGUGAUUGUGGUUGACUAUAAGCCUACCAUUGUUCACCUUUGAUUUGAUGGUUUGUGGCUUGGUGCGACUUGCUUAUAGCCCGUGUUGUUGCUGUAAAACACGAAUAAGCUUUUAUCGAUGAACAUUUUGGUACACUCACCUUGUUAUCAUAUCUCACUCGAUGAGGUGUGUUUUGCUGGUGGCAAUUCUAUACUGACUUGAGAA
This is a messenger RNA of Prosopis cineraria, 594 nucleotides long. Its product is annotated as stress-response A/B barrel domain-containing protein HS1-like. The transcript is spliced from 2 exons. The record is from RefSeq and is a predicted model, not a curated record. Lineage: Eukaryota; Viridiplantae; Streptophyta; Magnoliopsida; Fabales; Fabaceae. Gene Ontology annotation, biological process: pollen tube adhesion. Bases 103 to 432 code for a protein of 109 amino acids.